AUGUCCGCCGACUUCUGGGCCGGCUACAUCUCCGGGGCAGUAGGCAUCAUCAUCGGCAAUCCAUUGGAUAUCCUCAAAGUCCGUCUGCAAGCAGCCGCCGGAUCAUCAUCCCCAUCUCAGGGAACCCUCCCCCAUCCAGCUUUAACUCCAACAACGUCAAUCCCGUCCCCAACUUCAACCCUCCUCCCCAAACGCGCAAAAUCAGCCUUCCUCCUCGGUACCGCGGCCCCGGUCCUCGGCUACGGCGCGCUCAAUGCUCUCCUCUUCGUAACCUACAACCGCGUCGAAGCCCUGCUCGCCAACGGCAACACCGCGACCAACCCCUACCCUUAUACCACGGCCUGGAUUGCCGGCGCCGCAGGCGGCUUAGCAACCUGGGUUGUUUCGACGCCCACUGAGCUAGUAAAGUGCCGGGCGCAGGUAUGGGGCAGCCCCUCGUCUACAGCCCCUCUAUCUACUGCAGCAAGGGCGAGAGGUGCAAACGGGGUCUCAUCAUGGGCCAUUACGAAGCAGAUCUUCCGAACUGAAGGGAUACGUGGGCUGUACUUUGGUGGCGGAGUGACUGCCAUCAGGGAUAGUGUAGGCUAUGGAUUCUACUUCUGGGGGUAUGAGCUUUGCACGAGGUGGUGGAUGCAAUUAGCGAAGUCUUCUUCCUCCAGCAGUCAAACAGGAAGUCAAGGCGGAGCUUCCGCGAGUGCUGGAAGCUCCUGGCUGAACUCAGAAGCAGCGCGUGUGCUUGUCUGUGGUGGGAUAGCAGGAAUUAUUACCUGGGCGAGUAUCUUCCCUUUAGAUGUGAUCAAGACAAAGGUGCAGACACAGGCAAUGAUCGAGGCAGAGGGUGAGAGGAGACCGUUACUGGAGAGGGGUACAAGCAGGCGGCGGAUGGGCGCCUGGGAAGUAGCCAAAGAGACUUACAAACAGGGUGGAAUCAGGCCCUUCUUCAGCGGUUUGACGGUAUGCAGUAUCAGAGCGUUCAUCGUCAAUGCCGUCCAAUGGGCGGUGUAUGAGUGGAUCAUGAUGGAGCUUGGUCAGGGAAAGAAGAGGCAAGAAGUUGUUGAAGUGGCUGCUGUUGUUGCAUAG
This is a messenger RNA of Thermochaetoides thermophila DSM 1495, 1080 nucleotides long. RefSeq lists its product as uncharacterized. The transcript has a single exon. Bases 1 to 1080 code for a protein of 359 amino acids. The record is from RefSeq and is a predicted model, not a curated record. Gene Ontology annotation, molecular function: transmembrane transporter activity. Lineage: Eukaryota; Fungi; Ascomycota; Sordariomycetes; Sordariales; Chaetomiaceae. Gene Ontology annotation, biological process: transmembrane transport.